CGGUUGAGAGGUGGUUCCAAAAACAUAACCACCUAGCUCUCCUACAAAAAGGAAACACAAAAGGAGAAGGAGCUGUGCCCAUUGACUGAUAGCACCUGGUAGCCUCUAAGGUAAAAUUGCUGGCUGCAGCUUCCUGAAGCUCUACAUAUCUCUAUCCAGCUUGCCUUGGGCAUCAAUCAUCUUGUUCUCCGCCAUGAAGUCCCUCUUAUUCUGUUGCCUCUUUGGCACUUUCUUAGCUACAGGCAUGUGUCUUGAGUGUGAUAUUUGUUUUGGGCUGGGCCGGAAAUGUAACACCUGGACGAAAACCUGUGAUGCUAAUCAAGAUGCUUGUGUUACCUUUCAAACUGAAGUGAUAAGAGCCCCUGUGUCCCUCUCUUUGAUUUCAAAAUCCUGUGGUACUUCUGACACUUGCCAUCUUAACUACCUGGAGACGAGUCCACAUAAUGAACUAACGGUGAAGACCAAAAGAACCUGCUGUACUGGGGAGGAAUGUAAAACUCUGCCACCGCCUGUGCUUGGAGACAAAGUCAGCCCACCCAACGGACUUCAGUGUCCUGGAUGCUUUGGAUUGUCCUCAAAAGAAUGCACUGAACACCCGGUUUCCUGCCGGGGAUCUGAAAACCAGUGUUUGUCCAUAAUUGGGAAGGAAUUUGGCCUUUUCUUCAGAGCAUUGUCUUAUAAAGGAUGUGCUACGGAGAGUCUGUGCACUUUAUUUGAGAAGAAGUUCUGGAAUGUUU
Messenger RNA from Pseudonaja textilis, 737 nucleotides. RefSeq names its product phospholipase A2 inhibitor NAI. Gene Ontology annotation, molecular function: phospholipase A2 inhibitor activity. The record is from RefSeq and is a predicted model, not a curated record. Gene Ontology annotation, cellular component: extracellular region. Lineage: Eukaryota; Metazoa; Chordata; Lepidosauria; Squamata; Elapidae.